This is a messenger RNA of Podospora anserina S mat+, 1398 nucleotides long. RefSeq lists its product as uncharacterized. Gene Ontology annotation, biological process: RNA processing. Gene Ontology annotation, molecular function: RNA-3'-phosphate cyclase activity. The coding region runs from base 1 to 1398 and encodes 465 amino acids. Gene Ontology annotation, cellular component: nucleus. The transcript has a single exon. Lineage: Eukaryota; Fungi; Ascomycota; Sordariomycetes; Sordariales; Podosporaceae. The record is from RefSeq and is a predicted model, not a curated record.
AUGAAAAUGGUUGGAAUCGGCAACCUGCGGCGAGUUCACCCCACCUUGACGGAGCCUCGUCUUCUCUUCCUCAUCAUGGAUCGCUCCAUAUGGGCUUGUUUCACUCUCCAAACCACUUCUGCUGUUGAGAAGAUGCCCACUUGUUCUGCUCCAUAUUCCCAUUUACCUCGUCGAUACCGAUUUCUCAUCCUCUUCAGUAUUGUGAUCGCUUCUUUCCAUGUGCUUUCCUGGGAUUUCUGGACGCUUUUCAACGCCAUGAGUAACCGACAAAACCGCCUUCCCCCCCUUACCCUCGACGGUACUACCUACGAGGGCGGCGGGGGCUUGAUUCGUUAUGCUAUCGCCUACUCCAGCCUGCUCAACCGUCCGGUCACCAUUCACUCUAUCAGGGCAAACAGACCUGGCAUUGGCGGGCUUCGUCCGGAGCAUACCGUCGCCAUUGCAACUUUGGCCGAGCUGGCAUCGGCCGAGGUGACGGGAAAUCUCCCGGCCAGUCGCCAGAUGACUUUCAACCCCCACGCCGAUUCCGCAGUUUCCGCCAAGCAUUUACCUCUCGAGAUGGACAUCACAGUUGAGGGAUCCGCCUCUAUCUUUCUCAUCGCCAUGCUUCCCUAUCUCCUUUUUGGACAUAUCGCUGCCCAUUCCAAUGGCUUCGCGUCCCGCCUCAACAAUAACGAUGGCCUCCGACUGACCAUCCGGGCGGGUACGCUAUGUGUGAAAGCACCGUCCUUUCCAUACCUUCAACAAGUCCUACUACCCACCUUAGGACUUAUCGGCAUCGGCAGCGAAAACCUGAAGCUAGAGCCUGAACAGGAACAGGGAUGGCAUACAGAAAACAAGAAAUACCCGGGCAAGAUGGUUGCUUGGAUUAAACCAUUGUCAAAACCUCUUCCCGCCUUCAUCCUGGAACGUCGCGGCAAGCUACAGAGCAUUCGGGUGACCGCCCAUGUUCCCAGGCAUGCAAUGAAGCGGUUCGAGGAGAUCCUACACUCUGAAGUGGCGGACACCUUCAAGACUAGGACUGAAAAGUUCAGCCUGGCAGUUGAAGUGUUCGCUUCAGAUCCUGAGGACCAGUUCCAUCUACUGAUAUCGGCAGCAACUGAGGCACCCAAGGCCUAUCUUGGGUAUGAGCAAGUCUUUCCCCAAAGCGAUGUGUUCCCAAGAGAGAUCGAAGGUGAUGUCGACAAGAUAGCAGUCUUGCUGGUUCGGUCCUGCAUUCACGGAAUAUGGGCGGAAUUGCGACGGGGAAAUGCCGUAGAUGAACACGCUGAAGACAUUCUGGUCUUCUAUCAAAGCGUGGCUUCUGGAUUCUCGUCCAUUAUCGCCCCAGACAACGAGGUUUCUGUUCCAGAAAUUAACCUGGAAACUUCCGCCAUCAGUGAGUGGCCCUUUCAAUGA